Molecule: messenger RNA, 5727 nt
Organism: Dreissena polymorpha
Lineage: Eukaryota; Metazoa; Mollusca; Bivalvia; Myida; Dreissenidae
Product: A disintegrin and metalloproteinase with thrombospondin motifs 13-like
Exons: 31
Coding region: 358-4530 (1390 amino acids)
Biological process (GO): proteolysis; extracellular matrix organization
Cellular component (GO): extracellular matrix
Molecular function (GO): metalloendopeptidase activity
Source: RefSeq, a predicted model, not a curated record
AAAGCACCCAAACUCUCGACACCUAGGAAAUCAUUGACUGCGUUCGGUUUAUUCAAACAUUUUAGAACGCAGUUUAAAGUCGGAAUGUGUUUAAAACUAAAUACUUAGAGCUGUCACAGUGUUAAGAAAAAUACAAAUUAAAUAACACAACAUACCUUAAUAGUGGACUUUUCAUUAUAAACAACACGCGCACGAUAUGACAGUAAAUAAAUAAUUAAUUUUAGUUCAAUAAUUACCAAAUACCCAUAUGUAAAGCAUUUACUUGUUUUUAAGACGGCGGAUAUAUACAUAUAACAUAAAUAAAGUGCAAUUUGGAGGUUUGAAUAUAAUUUACAUAUCCGGCAGACACACGGGAAAAUGAAUUUAGCGUUACUUCUUUUCGCAGCGAUUUUGCAGUGGACAACGACAGGUGGUCAUUCCAACAAGUAUUCGUUCCACAAAGAACUAACGGACGAUGAGAGAAAGUUUUACUUUGGCACCAACGACAUCGAGGAAGUACCAAACUAUGAAUACACGACGCCUCAACCAAUCGAUUCACGCAAGAAACGAAGUGACGUCAAUCAUGACGUCGAUGUCAGUUACGUUAUUGACGUCUUUGGAAAAGCGACGCACAUAAUUUUGGAACGGAAUAGACACCUUAUAAAUCCAGGAUGUAUUGUCCAACUCGUGAAGGAAAACGUGACAACGGUGUCUGUCUGCGACUCCGAGCAAACGAAUUGUUUCUACACCGGGAGAAUAAGUAACGAUAGCAACAGUUGGGUGGCAGCGUCAAUAUGCGGAGGACUGCAUGCGAUGAUUGGUUCAUCCGACAAAACCGUGGUGGUUCAGCCAAUCAGAGCAAGUCACGUGACAAGAACGCGCAGGGAUACACUGACGUCACAACCUCACAUUGUUUACGAAUACACAGCACGGAAGGUUUUGUUUGCCACAGAUGAUUACGUUCAGAAUACUGUGAUAAAUAAAUCGUCUAGAAGAAGACGCGAUGCUGGUAAGAAGAUCGUCGAAACUACUGUUGUUGUUGAUCCUACCGCAUACAGGUUCCACGGGAGUGAAACCGAGCGAAUGGUGAAAACUAUCCUGAAUGUGAUGGCGAAACUAUAUUUAGACAGCACUCUUCGUUCCCAGCUGUAUUUCUCUUUGAACAAGCUGGUAAUUUUAGAACAUGACCAAGCAGGUUUAAAAAUAGAAACCGAUUCCGCACGAACGUUGGACACUUUCUGUCAAUGGCAGACGACUUGGAACCCAUCCAGCGAUUCCAACCCGGAACAUGCUGAUUACGUGGUGUUGCUGACUAAGGUGGACCUUGAGCUGCGGGGUAACGCGGCUACGGCUGGGCUGGCCAGAAAGGGCAUGUGCGGAGAGAAGACUCGCUGUGCUGUAGUGGAGGAUAGCGGGUUAGCGGGAGCGCUCGUCAUGGCGCACGAGACCGGUCAUGUACUGGGUAUGAACCACGAUGGUGACGGAAACAGCUGCCCGGACGGUGAACACAUCAUGGCGACAUGGGCGGCGUCGGGUGUUGGCGCCUUUACUUGGUCGGCAUGCAGCGCACGUGCACUAAAGGAUUUUCUAGACUCAUCAGAGUCCAGUUGUCUGAAUGACGUCCCGCCUCCAGGUUCCACGGACAUUUCCGCUUCUUCCACGUUCCCUGGAACCAUCUACUCGGCCAGCCAGCAGUGCCGACUCAUGCUGGGACAGGAAGCAGAUGUAUGCGAGGAUGUUGUAGUACCAGGGCAGACGGAUGUCUGUGGCGCACUGGUUUGCAGAGAGAGGCCGAACAGCGGCACGAACGGCUGUCAGAUCUACCCAACACCUCGUAUGGACGGCACGGAGUGCGGACAUAGACAGUGGUGCAUGGGCGCGGUGUGCGUUGCUAUGGGAGCAGGAUCGCCUGGCCCCGUGGACGGUGGUUGGUCAGUCUGGGAGGCCGAGAUGGGGCCGUGCUCCAGGUCAUGUGGGGGCGGGGUCAAGUUCAGGCGCCGAUACUGCAACAAUCCCGAACCGAAAUAUGGCGGGAAAACCUGCACCGGAAGUGACAUCUCCGGCGGGGAACUCUGCAACGUGCAAGAAUGUCCGGGACGUUCCCAAAUCGACUUCCUGUCGCAGCAGUGCGCAGCGACAAACGAUAGACCGGUCCAGGGCCAUAACUACCGAUGGGUCCCCAACAUUGGGGUCGAAGGAGACGCCAGCUGCAAAAUUAAUUGCCAGGUGGAGGACACCAACAUCAUUAUGUCACGUGGUAUCAACCAAGACGGUUCGGAAUGCUUCGUGAGGGACGCGGCGAGCACCACUCAGAAAUGUGUUCAGGGGAAAUGCGCGGCGUUCGGGUGUGACGGCCACAUGGAAUCGGGUCACGUUUUCGACAAGUGCGCCGUAUGUAAAGGUCGCGGCGAUAUGUGCAGAAAAGUGACGGGCACGUACAACCAGGGCCGUAAGCAAGAGCUGACGACGUUUGCGACAUUUCCUGGCAACAGCACAGGCAUCACCAUAACCCAGGGAAACCGAUACUGCUGGAUAAGUGUAACGGUGAACGGAGAGCAGCUUUUUGCCAUGUCGUCAUCGCGCAUGUCCGGAAACUACGUUAUCGGGGGCGUGUCACUGAAGUACAACAAGCUACCGGAAAAAAUAGAAAUAACCGGCCCGACGUCUGCCCCAGUCAUUGCUCAGGUAUAUCGGCAGUAUGGGCAAGAGUACGUCGGAACCGCACCGGAAGUGACAUAUGAAUAUCAUGUACCAACAGGACAUCGGCAGACGACAGUGUACAUGUGGAAGACACGCGCAGGCGCAUGCUCGAAAACGUGUGGUACAGGCGCACAAACUCCAAUCAUCACGUGCGAGAGUGUUGCCACGGGUACGGUUGACGACUACAACUGUAUUCUGGCAGAGAAACCCAGCGAGGUUCCAAAACCUUGCAACACCCAGGCAUGCCCACCCAGAUGGCGAGGCGCGGAGUGGGGGGAGUGCACCAAGUCAUGUGGGGGAGGGGAGAAACAACGACUGGUACAGUGUGUGGAGGAAAACAACAACGUCGACAGGGUGGUUGACAACGGUCGAUGUGUCGGGCAGACCAAACCAGGCUCGACAUCCACGUGCAAUUCACAUGCUUGUUCUGGGGUGUGGAAAGCUGGGGCGUGGUCCCAGUGUUCCACCUCUUGUGCACGUGGUACCCGUGCCCGCACGGUCCGCUGUUACUCGAGCGCAACCUCUAACACGCCGAUUGACGAUAGCUCAUGCAUACUGAUUGAAAAGCCUACCGAACAGGAAGCCUGCAUUGCGCAUGCGUGUGAAACGAAAUCCGGCUGCUCAGAUGAAGUUGACAACUGUGACCAGUACGCUGCCGGCUUCUGCACGGGUCCUUCGUACAGUAACUGGGCUAAGAAGAAUUGCGCCAAAUAUUGUGGCUACUGUGAGGAAAUUACAGCUUCCGGUUCGUGUAGCGACGCAGUGAACGACUGCGCAGCGUACGGAAGUAGCAUGUGUACUGAAUAUGCUUCGUGGGCGAAACAAAAAUGUCAGCGCUUCUGUCAUUUUUGUGACACGGAUAAUCACAAUGGAGCUUGCAAGGACGCGUCCAACGAGUGCGCAUCUUAUGUCAGCAGCAUGUGUACAGAAUACAAGUCAUGGGCCGUGCAGAACUGUCAAGCCUAUUGUGGAUUCUGCGGACACAGAAAGAAACGGGACCUGCGCGACCUGUUAGUGCCCAUUGUAGAACCAUCGAAAGCGUAUGAUUCAGGUAUUGUACCACCGAAAAAGGCCAUUAACGAAGAAAACAUGUCAGACAUUGUUCCCGGAAUUGACGUUACAGUAAAUGUUCCUGACGUCAUUGGGAAUUCUGAUGACGUGAUAAUGUUUCCUCGCAAACGUACUGACGAGGCGCCCCCUACCGCUCUCUGCAACACAGUGAGGACAACGUCUAGAGGUGCCAUCGACGUUCGCGGAAAAUUAGUUGAAGGCGAAGUGUGUGAGCAGAUAUUAGUUGUUAGCGCCGAAAAUCGAAUACUGCUGACUUUCGAGGAUCUGCGAAUGGAUUGCCAGUCCGGUGAUGAAAUGACGAUUGUGGACGGUGUCACCAACGAAAAAAGAUCAUUGUGCGAUUCGCAAAUCGAAAAAACAUGGCUGUCACAUGGAAACAUCGUGGUGCUGCAAUUUAAAGCGGGGGUCAACGGACAUGGCCAUUCAUUUUCUUAUGAAGCGAUCCCACAACAAAAACAACCUGCGUGCAGACAACAGUUUACUGAUGUCGCGGGUCACCUGACUGUUCAGAGCAGUGACGUCACCGAGUGCGAGAUCUACGUCAUCGUGACGCCAGGCAGGAGCGUUCAGAUAAUUUUCAAUGAGUUCCACAUGGUUGACAUGACUGGUAAACCAGGCUGCAUCAAGGUUGAGGACAUGGAGGGCGAAGAAGUGGAUUCAUUUUGCGGCGAGUUGUCUCCCUUCAUCUGGGAGUCACGUGGUGCGCGAGUGAGACUGGUUUACGGUCAGGUGCGCGAAAAUGGCGGCUUCGAGGCGGAGUACACAGUCCAGACUUUGUAAAAAACUUAAUGACAUCAAAAAGAAUGCGCAUCAACAAUCUACAUUGUCCAAAGUGGUUAUUUUUUGUUAAUAACGACAGUGCGUAUUGUUAACCGUGAACCGCAAUGGAUAUCGGCAAACUCUGAAAUAAUCGCAUGAACAGAAUAGCAUUUCAUUAAAUUUCGUUUGCUAUAUGUCAAUUUGUGAAGCAUGAUGAUAUUGACAAACGUUGUCGCUGUCGCUGUCGCAUGAAAUUAUUGUAUUCCUACCACUGACUUAAUUGUGUUUUUUAUGUACAUGUUUGUGCUUAUGUUUAAAUACAUUUAUACGUUUCAUAAAUUGAAGCUCAGUUGAAUCUCUGUCAUGACAAGUGAUAUAUUGCAAUACAGAAAAUUAGUUAAUUUAUAAUCAAAAGCCAACUUCUAUAAUAAUCGACAAGUUUAAACCUUUUCAACGUCAAUAGACAAAAUCUUAAUAACGUACCUAAAAUAAUAAUAAUAUUUUUUUUACAAAUUAACCAGCGUUUAUCAAACGGAGCUACCGUAAUUACUCUAUGUUUUCGGACACUCUAAGUUUUCGGACAUCCCCCUUUUUUAGCAAAAAUAAUUAUUUUUCGUGACUCUUUAUUUUCGGACACACGAGUUUUCGUCCGUUAUUUAUGUCUCAAAAUUUUGUUAAUAUUUUUCUUAUCUAAGUUUUCGGACACGAAUUUUCUUUAUUAUUUUUAAGUGUCCGAAAACAUAGAGUAAUUACGGUAACCUGCCCCACUGAAUUACUUAUUCUAUAAACAAUUGAAUAAACCUCAAACAAUAUUGUACACUAAUGGUCGAAUAUUGUGUAAAUUAUCAAAUCGUCCUGUUACUUUUUUGGUCUGGGCCAGUCUGAUGCUAACGUGAACCCGAUCAUACAUGUUAUUUGUACUGCAUUCUUUCAUAAAAUCGUGUUAUUUUGAUCUAUAUCUUUAAAAAAAAAUGCUUCUAUGAAAAAUGUGCAGUCUCUUAGUAUAUUCAUUAAAAUUUUUGUAUGCCUAUUUUUUUUCAAAUGUUCAUAUAAGGUUUUUGUACACCUUUUAUUUAAAAGCUAUAUAUUUUGUUCACUUUUAUUAAAUUGCCUUUUGUUGUGUUGCUUUUGUAUUUGCUUUUUUGACAAAACAGACGACAUAUUAAAUGUGCCGCGCUUUAGGAAUUGGCAUUUUAAAUGAAUAAAUACAGCAUUAAA